Messenger RNA from Paramecium sonneborni, 673 nucleotides. The record is from the annotation of a GenBank genome assembly. NCBI's taxonomy places the organism in Eukaryota, Ciliophora, Oligohymenophorea, Peniculida, Parameciidae.
AUGAAAAAUGAAAAAAUGAAAGAAGCUUUAACAAAACAAAAUAANAUUAAAAUUUAAAAAAGAAUGAAUCUCUUUCAAGAUAUGCUCAUUGAAUUAGGAAGCAAUUUGUUUUAAGUAAUUCAAUUAGAAUAAAUCUCUGAUGGAAUUCAACUUGAACUCCUAGUUCUUGAAGGACCUAACUCUGAAGAAUAAAUUACUUUUCAUCUUGACUAAGACAAAACAUCAGUCACUCUUGGUAGAAAAACUAAUGCUGAUAUUGCUUUUCCUGAAGAUCAUCAUCUCUCUAAUUUACAUGCUAAAUUCUAUUUAGUUGACAAGAAUGUUACAAUUGAAGAUCAUUCAUCCACUAAUGGGUAUAUAUUGUAUCUAUUAAAGCACUUGGCUAAGAUUAUCUCCAGAUGGAUAAUCAAGUUCUAUUUAUCCAAUCACCUUAGAUGAUGAAAUUACUAUCAUCAGAAUUGGAACUGUUAAUUAAUAUCUUUGCCAGUUAGACAAAUUCAGUAUUAAUUAUAAUGAAUACAACUUUUGUACAUUAUGUCGUGAAAAUGAACGAGAUGCACUUUUCCUUCCUUGUAAACAUAAUUCUACUUGUUUCAAAUGUUGUAAAAAUUUGUAAUUAUGUCCUAUUUGCCAAAUGAAGAUCUCUUAGCAAAUUAGAAUUUACAAAAAUUGA